AUGAGUCUCUGCAGUUGGAAUGCUCGAGGUUUAGGGAGCCCUCGAGCAUUCUGUAAUCUCUCCCUGCUUGUCAAACAGCAUCAGCCCUUGGUGUUGUUUGUUAUGGAGACUAAGUUGUCGGCUGGACGUGGAAUGCACCUCAAACACAAGCUUCGUUUUGAUAGUGUUUUAGAAGUGCCUAGGCAAGGUCUUGGGGGAGGGAUUUUACUUUUUUGGAAAGACUCUGUUGAUGUUAAUGUUGUUACUUAUUCCCUUAACCAUGUUGAUUGUAUUAUAAAUAAUUUUAAUGGUAAAGACUGGCACUUUUCUGGUUAUUAUGGUUCUCCUUAUGCUGAUCAAAAAUCUGUUACCUGGACUUUACUUAAUCGUUUAUUUGAUACUGCUCCUCUUUUGCCUUGGUUAGUUAUGGGUGAUUUCAAUGAUUAUCUCUCGGUUAGUGAUAGGAACACGCAUCACUCCCCUCUCUCUCAUGCUAUGCAUUCUUUUCUGAAUAGAUACAAUCAUAUUCCUCUUCAUCAUGUUGGGCCAAAAUUCACCUGGCGGCAUGGUUUGAUCCUUGAACGUCUUGAUUGGUGCACCUCAAAUCAGCUUUGGGCAAAUUUGUUUCCUCAAGCUACUCUUUUCCACUUAGGUUUCUAUGGAUCCGAUCACCGUGCCCUUAAGAUCUUGCUUCAGGACCCACAUUUCAGUAAUUUCCACUCCACUCGUUUUCACUUUGAAAAUCAUUGGCUCAAGGACCCUUCUUUUGCUUCCAUGGUUAAUUCCUCCUGGGCCAACUCUCAGAACCUCUCUUUACCCCCCUUGCAAUCUUUCCUAGACAAGCAAUCUAACUGUAUGUCGGAUAUUAGGAAUUGGAGUAAAUCUCAACAUCCUUUUAAGUUUCAAAUAUCCCGUAUUCAGGCGGAUCUUCACAAUCUGUUGAAUGAUUCUCAACCAACCCCCCAAUCUACUUCUCAAGCUGCUACUCUCCAAUCUCGGUUGGAUGGCCUUCUCCUUAAGGAGGAAGUUUAUUGGAAGCAGCGUUCUCGAGUAGACUGGCUGCGUGCUGGGGAUAAAAAUACAAAAUUUUUUCAUCACCGUGCUUCUACUCGAAAAAAGAACAAUCUCAUUUGCCAAAUUACUCUCCCUGAUGGAUCCACCUCCCACGAUUCUACUACUAUAAUCUCCCAAUUUCUUGACUUCUAUACUUCUCUUUUUACUUCUCAAGGUGUGUGUGAUAUGGCUGUAAACUCUCUUCUUCAAGGGAUCUCUAGCAGGCUUACCCCUCAGCAGGUUGCUUUUCUUGAUGAACCUUUCACUGAGAUUGAGGUUAAACAAGCCUUGUUUAGCCUUUCGGGUGAUAAGGCUCCUGGCCCUGAUGGUCUCAACUCCUUUUUCUACAAAAGUAAUUUGUCCACUCUGGGGAAAGAUUUCACCAGAGCCAUGCUCCAAAUUCUUAACCAUCAGGGGGAUAUCUCCCACAUCAAUGAAACUAUAAUUGUCCUCAUCCCAAAAAAAAAAAAAAUCCCAAACUUUAUCAAUCAAAGUGCUUUCCUUCAGGGGCGCCAAAUUACUGAUAACAUUCUUAUCGCUAAUGAGCUUAUUCAUGCUAUUCAUUCUAGACGUUCGGGGAAGAUAGGUUGGGAUGCUAUUAAGCUUGACAUGGAAAAGGUUUUUGAUAGGGUUGAGUGGUCUUUCCUAAAUCAAUUGCUUUCUCAUGUUGGUUUUCCUGCAUCUUUUAACUCUCUUAUAAUGCGUUGUCUUUCUACUGUCCAGUUUAGGCUAUCCAUAAAUGGCUCUCUCACAAACACCUUUCAUUCUACCCGUGGUAUUCGCCAAGGGGACCCUUUAUCACCCUAUCUCUUCCUCUUAAUUGCUAAGGGUCUCUCUGCUGCUAUUCGGCUGCAACAGACAAAUACAAAUUUCUCUGGAAUUCAGAUGUGCAGAGGCGCUCAGCCCUUGUCUCACCUUCUGUUUGCUGAUGAUAGCAUGCUCAAAUACCUCGGCGUUCCUCAUUGUGUUAGCAGGGUCACCAAUUCCAUUUUCCAUUACCUCCUCCAAAGGGUUUCCUCUAGAUUAAAUUCUUGGAAUGACAAGUUCUUCUCUCGUGCUGGCAAGGAAACUUUAAUUAAGGCUGUGGUCCAAGCCAUUCCUUCAUUUGCUAUGUCCUGUUUUAGAGUGCCUAAAUCGAUCUGUCAAAAAAUUCAAAGUUCUAUAGCCAGAUUUUGGUGGGGUUCUCAGGGCACUAAAAAGGUCCAUUGGAAAAAUUGGGAUGACAUCUCUGUCUCUAAGUUUUUUGGGGGUUUGGGAUUUCGUAUUUUGUCUUUUCAUAACCAAGCUCUUUUAGCAAAGCAAGCUUGGAGAGUUUGGAAUGAUAGGGACUCUCUUCUUUAUUCUAUUCUUAAAGCUCGAUACUUUAAACAUUCUGAUUUUUUGAAUGCUCCUGUUGAUCAUAAUUCUUCUUUUACCUGGAGGAGUCUUCUUUGGGGACGUCAAUUGCUUAAGAAGGGUCUGGUUUGGAAGAUUGGUGAUGGUAUUAAUGUCCCUUUAUCAGCACCAAAUUGGAUCCCUACUAUUCACAGUCCCACUCUCUUACAUCUGCUUGACCAGUCCCAAGCUUUUGUUUCUUUCUUCAUCAAUCAGGACUCCACUUGGAAUGUCCCUAAACUUAAACAUUUCUCUGCUUAUCAAGUGGAAAGUAUCCUCAAAAUUCCCCUGGAUCCAACUUUCUCUGAUUCUCUUAUUUGGGGAUUUCACCCCUCUGGCAUUAUCACUGUCAAAUCUGCUUACCAUCUUGCCUCUUCCCUUGCUUCUGCGGAUGUUCCCUCCUCUUCCAUCCCCAACCCUUAUCAACAUUGGUGGAAAAAGCUUUGGUCUCUCUCUGUCCCUCCCAAAAUUAAACAUUUCAUUUGGAAAGCCUUUCACCAUAUUCUGCCUUGUGCCUUAAAUUUAUUUCUCAAAAGGAUUCUUCCCCAUCCCAACUGUUCUAUUUGUGGCAACAAUGCUGAGUCUGCACUGCAUAACAUUCCUAAACAGGACUUUCCAGUUUUCAUUGCUUUUGUCUGGCAUAUUUGGAAUACUCGAAACUCAAUUUUAUUUAAUAAAUCUGGUAUUCCUAACAAUGUGGAAGAGUUUGUUAUUACUUAUCUACAGGAAUAUAUUGCUGCUCAGUGUAACUACCAGGGAGAUCAGUUGGCUUCUGAGGCUGUCCCCAUUUCUCGUACGGCUCAACAACAACACCCUCCUCUCCUGCAACCUGAUACUCCUUCUCUUUUUGUUGAUGCAGCCCUUGACCAAAAUCAUGGCUUAACAGGAACCGGUUUCAUCUUCAAACUUGGUUUUCAGACUGUAUUAGCUUCUCACUGCCGUCAUUUGCCUGGUGCUGUUUCUCCCAUUUUUGCUGAAGGCCAGGCGCUUCUGGAGAGUCUAAGGUGGUGUUUGGAUUCUCAAUUGUCUCCUAAGGUUGUCUUUUCGGAUUGUUUGAAUUUGGUUUCCAAAGUGAAUAGUGCUUGGCAAGACAAUUCUGCUCUUUCUGGACUUGUCUCUCGAAUUCGAUUGCUCUUCUCCAACUUCCCUGAUGCUUCUUUGCAAUAUCUCCCUCGACAGUUUAAUAUGGAAGCCCAUGGUCUUGCAAAAGAAGCCCUCAGGCAGAGAGAAGUUAGCUAG
This is a messenger RNA of Cannabis sativa, 3645 nucleotides long. RefSeq lists its product as uncharacterized. The record is from RefSeq and is a predicted model, not a curated record. Bases 1 to 3645 code for a protein of 1214 amino acids. Gene Ontology annotation, molecular function: nucleic acid binding; RNA-DNA hybrid ribonuclease activity. NCBI's taxonomy places the organism in Eukaryota, Viridiplantae, Streptophyta, Magnoliopsida, Rosales, Cannabaceae. The transcript has 4 exons.